Necator americanus (New World hookworm) is the source of this 207-nucleotide messenger RNA. RefSeq lists its product as uncharacterized. NCBI's taxonomy places the organism in Eukaryota, Metazoa, Nematoda, Chromadorea, Rhabditida, Ancylostomatidae. The coding region runs from base 1 to 207 and encodes 68 amino acids. The transcript has 2 exons. The record is from RefSeq and is a predicted model, not a curated record.
AUGCAGGUCAGUUCCCGACAAAUCCGAGACAAUCGAUGCAAUUUCAUUGAUCUCAACGAAGUAAAAGGCUUAGCUGUCUUCCCCGGGUGUCGAAUAAGCUACGAAGCAGACGCUGAUCCUACUUUGUUCCGUUACUUCGUUCUGGACCAAAGAGAAAAUGAAUUGACUUCAUUUAUUGAUAUCGGCUUUGAUGUUUCUGUUUCUUGA